This is a messenger RNA of Schistosoma guineensis, 317 nucleotides long. The record is from the annotation of a GenBank genome assembly. NCBI's taxonomy places the organism in Eukaryota, Metazoa, Platyhelminthes, Trematoda, Strigeidida, Schistosomatidae.
AUGAUUAAUCCGAUGAUUUUGUUAUUCAGAGAAUGUGUAAAAAAUAGAUUGAUAAUUCCUGGAAAAGAGAAACAAACAUACUGUGAUGUGGGUGGAUGUGAACAAAGUCAAGAAUGUUAUGAAUUUAAAAUUCCCAAUGAUUAUUUAUCUGCAUGCUAUCAACAAAAAUCUAAUAAAAAUGUUCUGGCUUUUCCUGAAGGGAAAGGAAUAGCUCCAAAUGAAUUAGUACUAUUUGUGAAAAAUGUAUAUUUUGGUGUCUGUGAUGAAUAUGUAGUUGCAUGGGCUUCAUUUUGUGACAGAGAUCCAACCAAUGGAAG